AUGGAGACUGAGUUUUACUUGUCCAUGGAGGAGGACGACGACGAGGAGGAGGAACAAGAGAUUUCUCCACCAAAGAAACCAUUGGAGGAGGCUAAAGAGAUGCUCGAGCUUCUCAAAAUGAACCAUGACAUCAUUUACUACGACGACGACGACGAACCCUUGUCGUACAUGGAUUUUUCGCCUGACUAUUUCGAUGAUGAAGAAGAAAAUUUGUUGGGGGCUAAUACGUGUGCCAACAUGGUCUUUUCGGUUGCGCUGUUGGAGCGACUAUUUCACGAGAACGAUGGUCGUCUCUUCCGAGCUUUGUGCCUGGAACAAGCACGAGGGUUUGAGAAAAGCCAGGACAUGCGAUUUCUGUGUCGCCGUGUGCUCACGCAUUUGUUGAACCACGACCUUUCCCAACUGCUACUCUCCCGCAGUUCCAGAGGACCGGCCCAUUGUCAUUCCGGACGAAUCAACUUGAAUCAUGAUCCAUGGUCUCUGCCGUCCUGUGAACUCAUUUUGCAAGUCCUGCAGGGGUUUCCCGAAGAGGUGGAUUCGUUCUGUGUCCACCGAGGACCUGGCGACGACGGGCCGUUUGGUUCGGUCGCCAUUCCCCGACGAUGGAGCAGCGAGAGAAGCUGUGAAUUUCUUCACGUGUUGUGGGAAGACUGUAUGGGGCUUUGUGCGCUCUUGUUGCGUCAUCUCUACUGUGCUCCCCGCGACACCGAAAUCCCGACGAGUUGGAUUCGAUCUGCCUACAUGCUUUGGCAGUGGAUGGUAGAUUGUCUGACUCACCCGGCACCAGCCAAGGCUGUUCUUUGGGGAGCCGACCAGAGUUUGAUGCUCAACGAGGACGGCGAGCGUCGUGGCUUCAAGAGCUAUUUCAUUCCUCUUCUCGCGACCUUUGGACCCCUUCGAGACACCAUGGACGCGUGCAAAAAGCAGAGACCGGACCCGCUUUUCCAUUACCCGUAUCAAGUGGCUGCUCUGUUGGUGGCGCAUUCCCAUCGCUUCGAACAUGAUCCACAGAACCGUGACGCCAUCUUUCACACAAAGUACUUGCACCAGAUCAUUGUUUCACAUUUUGACGAAGCUCAAAUUCUGUCUUGGAACAAGGUAUACAUGCCGUGGGCUGCGCAAGCGAUUGCUGCUAGUACCGGUACCAGCUAA
Seminavis robusta is the source of this 1152-nucleotide messenger RNA. Lineage: Eukaryota; Bacillariophyta; Bacillariophyceae; Naviculales; Naviculaceae. The record is from the annotation of a GenBank genome assembly.